This is a messenger RNA of Cucurbita pepo subsp. pepo (vegetable marrow), 1213 nucleotides long. Its product is annotated as protein THYLAKOID FORMATION1, chloroplastic. Gene Ontology annotation, cellular component: chloroplast thylakoid. Gene Ontology annotation, biological process: photosynthesis; protein import into chloroplast stroma; thylakoid membrane organization. The record is from RefSeq and is a predicted model, not a curated record. Lineage: Eukaryota; Viridiplantae; Streptophyta; Magnoliopsida; Cucurbitales; Cucurbitaceae.
UUUUUUUUUUUUUUUUCUCCCAGAAAAAAUCUUCGACAUGAAAUCCUUUUUCUCUGGAAGUUUGUAAGAUUUGCAAAUUUCUUCUCAUUCUUCUGCAAUGGCGGCUGUUAAUUCCGUGUCAUUCUCAACGGUAAGUCAGUUUUCUGAUCGAAGGUCGCCGGUUCCGUCGGCUCGUUCACUCGCCUCGAAUUUCGACGGGUUUCGUUUCCGUUCUAGUGUUUUCUAUCAUCAUUCGGGAGUUCGAACCUCGAGUUUCAGUUCUCGCUUGGUCAUUCAUUGCAUGUCCGCCGGAACAGAUGUGACGACUGUAGCUGAGACUAAAUUGAACUUUCUAAAGGCGUAUAAACGACCUAUCCCUAGCAUAUACAACUCUGUUCUGCAAGAGUUGAUUGUGCAGCAGCAUUUGAUGAGGUAUAAGAGGACGUACCGUUAUGAUCCUGUUUUCGCCCUCGGUUUUGUUACUGUAUAUGAUCAGCUUAUGGAUGGGUACCCUAGCGAUGAGGAUCGGGAGGCCAUUUUCCAAGCCUACAUUAAGGCGUUGAAUGAGGAUCCAGAGCAAUAUAGAAUUGAUGCUCAAAAAUUGGAAGAGUGGGCUCGGUCUCAGUCUGCAGCUUCAUUGGUUGAAUUUGCAUCAAAAGAAGGAGAAGUUGAGAGUGUUUUGAAAGACAUUGCAGAACGAGCUGCGAGUAAGGGGAGUUUCAGUUACAGCCGAUUUUUUGCGAUUGGGCUAUUUCGACUCCUCGAAUUGGCAAAUGCUACUGAACCCAGUAUCUUGGAAAAGCUCUGUGCCGCUUUAAAUGUUGACAAAAAAAGUGUGGACCGAGACCUUGAUGUAUACCGCAACCUGCUUUCGAAGUUGGUUCAGGCGAAGGAGCUCCUAAAGGAAUACGUUGAUAGAGAGAAGAAGAAAAGAGAUGAGAGGGCUGGAUCACAGACAGCUAACGAGGCCGUAACAAAAUGAAUGAUUGGGUGAAUACAGCAUAGAGAGUGGUUUUUGAGAGCUGAUGACAUCAAUUGGAGCACUCACCGCCUAAUUUGAGAUAAGACUUUAAAGAGUUAUAGCAAUAUUCUAAAUACCUAAUACAUAUGCAUUUGUACUGUAUUGUUGGGUCUUCUGCAUUUGGUAAAUUUUGUAUUCUGCCAGCUUCUACUUUUCUUCUCAUUUGUAUUACAUAUUUUGAGUGCAAUUGUCUAUACAAAUGCUUUCGCACUC